GCUCCCUCCAGUCACUUGAAGUGAUGGUGGGCAGUCUUUCCUGAGCUCUACGUUCAUCUUAUUGUACUUCCUCCUCGGCAUCUCACGUAUUGGCUCGACAGCAGUUAAACAGUGUUGACUCAAAAGCUCACCAGAGUCGACAUGGAAGUGAUCUAAGUGGGUGUUUUUUUUCCUUUUCCCUUUUCAUUGUGGUUCUACAUGCGCCGCAGGAGAGACCAAACCGAGCCCUCCUCCUGCCUCUGAUGCACUUGUUGCGCACAGACCUGAUGCGCCACUUGAGUCCUUGAAGAGGCAGGACGCACUGCAACAGGUGCAGUCGCAGCAUCGUCUAAAAAAACAACUGAAAGAAUAAAAACACAACUUUAGAUGCCAAUCUGUUAAUUAUUCGUCACGAAAAACCAGGAUGCCGGUUCUGACGAGCCCAGACAACGCUAAUAAUUUUAAGGAGAAAUGGUUGACGGCGUACCCGGAUGAUCAAGUCAUCGCAUCCGACUCGCCCCCCCUUGAUGACAGCCUCACCAGCCUCCACUGGCUCCAGAAUUUCUCCAUCGUGAACGCAGAUCCUGAGCGCCCCGGUGGGGCCGCGGCACAGGGCUGCUCCUCCUCCUCCUCCUUCCCCUCCUCCCAUCAGCACCUUUUUCUCAAACGCUUUCCCAGAGGGGGCACCGACUCCCCCUCCAGCCCUCCUGCUGGGGACACGGCCGCCACGGGGAUGCCGCUUUACCUCGGCAGCCCGGUCACCUCCGGAAGCGACACUACUCUCGUGCCGCGCUUCUCCAAUUACGCGCAUCUCGGCAGUGCGUUCCAGUCCAUCCCAAUCCAAGCUACCCCCCCAGCGGAGGUUGACUACAAAACAAACCCAAAAGUCAAACCGCCGUAUUCCUACGCCUCGCUCAUCUGCAUGGCCAUGGAAGCCAGCAAGCAGCCCAAAGUGACUUUAUCCACCAUCUACAACUGGAUCACAGAGAAUUUCUGCUACUACAGACACGCGGAGCCCAGCUGGCAGAACUCGAUCCGCCACAACCUGUCCCUGAACAAGUGUUUCAAGAAGGUCCCCAGACAGAAGGACGAGCCUGGCAAAGGAGGUUUCUGGCAGAUCGAUCCUCAGUAUGCCGACAUGUUUGUCAACGGCAUCUUCAAACGCCGGAGGAUGUCUGCAAACAGCUACAACAACAAUAGCGGGGCUGUCCACAGACAGAACAAAUUGGUUCCGAGUGGCCACAGUACCCAUAACAGCUGCCCUUAUCAAAGUGGCAAGGAUAUAGGCAGCAAGCGGAAGAACCACAACAAGGCCAUAAGGGCGACUGAGUCCCCUCUUUUGGCAACGGAGGCCCCAAAAACAGACAUCUUGAGGGGGGAUUUCGACCUGACGUCCAUUUUUGAUGAUGUCCUGAGCGGGAACUGUAGCACCUUUGAGGAUUUGGACCUCAACACGGCGCUGAAUUCGCUGGGCUGCGAGAUGGAGGUUACCAUGCAAGGGAGGCAGCAGUCGGCCGGGUUGGGGCACUGGUGCGGCCCAGGAGACCUCAUGGGACAGAGCCAGCACCUGAAUCCCUCCCAGUCGUCCUACGCUUAUCUGGACAUGAGCGUCGCCUCGGCCGUCAACAUGGCGGAGCUUCACGUGCCGUCGCAGCAUCCGCAACAGCUGGACGGACAAGAUCAGCUCCUACAGAGUCAAAAUCAGCUGCAGAAUUUCGAAGAGGCUUCCUCCCUGUUCCAGGAUCAGCCUGAGGAGGUGGUGUCUUGGGGGGAGCUCAAGGAAGAGGCACAGGCCAUUCCACUGACUCUGGAUCAGAGCUUUGGCCUGUAUGAGGGCUUCUUUAUGGAGAUGCAACCAUGGGAACGGGUCGAAGCCUAUCUGUGAUCAUUGAGUCCCGCUUCCAUUAAUGUCCGAUGAAAGCCUGACUUCCAGUCCAAGGAUCAACCUUUUAUUGUCUUUGUAUUCAAACACAAUAACACCACACAUGUUGACUUUUACUCAGCUCCCCCAAAAGUAGGGAAGAGACUAAUCAACGUUUAGCAGCUAUCUUACGCUAUAUUUGGUACACGAAGCAGCUUUGAUUUCAACGUUGCUAACUGAUGAACCAUGGCGAACGUUUAAAACAGUGAAAUCUUUCAACAAGAUGGACGAAAGACUACAAAGUGCAAAUGGACGGCAGCCAUUUUUUUGGGUGAACUACACGUGAACAAAAGGCAGGAUCCAAUCAAAACGACUGAGCACUGUCAGAAGUGAGAAGACACCAGGAUUCUAUUUUGCUACAUUAGCAUUCAACUGGCUUUUACUUUGGAACUAACAGUACAGUGUAAAACAUCUAAAAUGCCAUCUCCAAUGUCUAUGCUGUGUGGUGAUGAAAGUUGCAGAUAACUUUAAAAUGUAUAGUCUGAAAUAUAGCAUAAAGUCGUUUCUAUAUAUUAAUAAUAUUGCAUAUUCACUGCAGUAUACACCAUAAAACAGGAACGUUUGCCACUCUUCUGUACUGAAAAGGGGUGGUGUAAAAUGGAUCGCCUUGUUUCUCAGUCAAACAUUAUGCACUUUGAUAGGCAGCAGAUCUAGUAGAUGUCUAAUAUUCACGAUGUCAGCGUUUAUUUUUCCCGCUGUUGAUGUUAGGUUUAAUGAUCACAGUACACUAAAAUGAUCACCCGGAAGCUCCAAAAUCGCAUUUCUGAGGAGACGAAAUCAUUUUUAUUGGCAUUUGACGUCAGCACAAUUUGUCUCAGGUGUAAAAAAAAAAAAUCUCUCUGAUAAAUGCGCCAAUUAAUUUGCCCUACUCCUGCGCUGCCAUUUAUCACGUUUGGCGGAUGCAAUCCAGGUUGUGCCUGGUCAGUUCCCACAUCAAUUUGUGUGUGCGAUCAAGUUUCAUCUGGUCGUAAAAUCAGGCUAAGACUAUUGCAAUAAUGCAUCUGGCUUAAAAAAAAUAACACGUAGUUGCUCUCUUUGGUUGUAUAUAAAUGUUAUCUGAACUACAGUUGCAUAUACUUAGCAUUCGUUGACUAUAUUUUGCCAAAUUAUUUUGAUAAAAAAAAUAUGCAGGUCAUUGGUCUUUGUUGAUUCAGAAAUCUUGUCACUGGGUGAUACUGUUUCUUUCUUUUGAUCUUUUUCUAAAUAUAAAUGGGUUUGUCUUUGAAUUAAUCACCUAAUUUUAAACAUGUAUGAGAUUAAUAAUAAUGCUGUUGGACUGAGAGUAGUUAAUAAAACCUCAACUGGAAAAAGGCCAGUUUGAAUUGAUGUAUGGUAUGAAGCGAUUUGGUUUCUUCUUUAUUCUUACAAUGUUGUUUCCUUUGUACUUUUUUAAAAGAGCUGUUUGAACAUGCAACCAUGCUUCGAUGCAAUACAUGGUGUCAAUUAAAGAAAGAAUGAGAAUUCAA
Molecule: messenger RNA, 3366 nt
Organism: Syngnathus acus (greater pipefish)
Lineage: Eukaryota; Metazoa; Chordata; Actinopteri; Syngnathiformes; Syngnathidae
Gene: foxj1b
Product: forkhead box J1b
Exons: 3
Coding region: 404-1864 (486 amino acids)
Biological process (GO): regulation of DNA-templated transcription
Molecular function (GO): DNA-binding transcription factor activity; sequence-specific DNA binding
Source: RefSeq, a predicted model, not a curated record